Messenger RNA from Oppiella nova, 762 nucleotides. Lineage: Eukaryota; Metazoa; Arthropoda; Arachnida; Sarcoptiformes; Oppiidae. The record is from the annotation of a GenBank genome assembly.
GUUGUCGAGUCGGGCGGUUAUGACGAGUUGGCUGAGAGGGGAGUGCUUUCCGACCACGAGUUCAAUGAGUCGGACAAUCAGUCCAAAGGAAGUGGGGAUCAGAUGUCGAGACAGACCUCUCGAGUCAACGAAAGUGAAUCGACGGCACAAUUGUCUCAACAAAUAUCUAUGAGAGAGGAAAGUAAAAAGGUUUUGAAGGAGAAGAUGAAGAAAGAGGCGGAUAAUUGUCAAUUGAUUGAUGAAGAGAUACAACAGUUUGGAUCAAUUAAAUUGAGUGUUUAUUGGGAUUAUUUGAAAAGAAUCGGAUUCUGGUUUACAUUAAUUCCCUUAAUUUGUUCGUUUCUCUUCAAUUCCUGUGAAGUUGGGGGCAAUUAUUGGCUUAACAUCUGGUCGUCACAAAACUCAACACAAACUUCUGAGACAUCCAAUAGAACUCUCUUUUUAGGGGUAUACCUAUCGGCCAUUAUUUUGGACACAAUCUUCGUAAUAAUUCUUCAGAUUGUCAUCCGUACCGGUGCUCUAAAUGCCGCCGAAACAUCCAAUAGAACUCUCUUUUUAGGGGUAUACCUAUCGGCCAUUAUUUUGGACACAAUCUUCGUAAUGAUUCUUCAGAUUGUCAUCCGUACCGGUGCCCUAAAUGCCGCCGAAGUGCUCCACAAAGACAUGUUGUAUUGCAUUCUGCGAACCCCUCUGUCCUUCUUCGAUGUGACCCCUUUGGGACGAAUCAUAAACCGAUUCAAUCGAGACUCCGUACCGGUGCUC